Trichosurus vulpecula (common brushtail) is the source of this 4862-nucleotide messenger RNA. It is a transcript of the gene POLG, whose product is annotated as DNA polymerase gamma, catalytic subunit. Gene Ontology annotation, cellular component: mitochondrion; gamma DNA polymerase complex. Gene Ontology annotation, biological process: mitochondrial DNA replication. The transcript has 24 exons. NCBI's taxonomy places the organism in Eukaryota, Metazoa, Chordata, Mammalia, Diprotodontia, Phalangeridae. Gene Ontology annotation, molecular function: 3'-5' exonuclease activity; DNA-directed DNA polymerase activity; DNA binding. The record is from RefSeq and is a predicted model, not a curated record. Bases 157 to 3753 code for a protein of 1198 amino acids.
CGGCCCGGGCCGGCGGAAGGUACUGCACUUUAGUCCGAGGCUGUGCAGGCCGCCCGCUUUUCGGGGUUCGCGAGGUCCAACGAGUGGAGGAGGAGCAGAAGAGAUGAGGAAACAGUAUUAGAGAGGUUAAAAGAGUAACCCAAAGAUACAGAGCUGAUGAGUCGCCUGGUAUGGAGAACGGUAGCAGCCCGUGGGGUCCGGCCUUGGUGUUUUCGUUGUUGGGCUUCUGGCUCCUCUGUUAGCCAACAAUCCUGUGAAAAGGAGGCAUCUUCGGCGGGAGUUGGAGAGGAGAGUCAGAGGAGACAGAAUGCAUUGCAUAUUCAGAUGCUGUCCCGAGGGCUUCAUGAACAGAUCUUUGGGAAGCUAGAAGUGCAGUCUUCUAAGGAAGCCGUAAGGCAGAGUGUGGAACAUCUGCAGAAGCAUGGGCUGUGGGGCCAGGAGACUUCUGCUCUUCCUGAUGUGGAGCUGCAGUUGCCUCAUCUUUAUGGGGAAGACUUGGACCAGCACUUCCGGAUCCUAGCCCAGAAGCAGAACCUGCCCUACCUGGAAGCAGCUUAUGAGCUGCUCCAGGCGGAAUUGCCUCCUCUACCUAAGCGGUGGGCCUGGAAGGAAGGCUGGACCAGAUACGAGCCUGAUGGGAAGGAACAGCAGGUGGAGUUCCCUGAGGAUCGUGCCCUGGUAUUUGAUGUGGAGGUCUGCAUGACAGAGGGCAAUUGCCCCACCUUGGCUGUGGCCGUAUCACCAAAUUCUUGGUAUUCAUGGUGUAGCCGAAGGCUUUUAGAGGAACGCUACUCUUGGGCUAGACAGCUGUGUCUAUCUGACCUCAUUCCUCUGGAAACUCCUACCAAUGUUAGUGGUCCGGUCAAGCAGGAUGGGUUGGAGCGUUUGAUCAUAGGGCACAAUGUUUGCUUUGAUCGGGCCUACAUAAAGGAGCAGUACUUGAUUCAGGGCUCUCGGAUGCGCUUCUUGGACACCUUGAGUAUGCACAUGGCUAUCUCUGGCUUGAGUAGCUUCCAGCGAAGCCUUUGGAUGGCAGCCAAGCAGGGGAAACAGAAAGGCCAUCAGCAGGUCCAGAAACAUAUCAAGAAAACCCAAAGUAAUGCCAGGGGCCCACUGAUCUCUGCCUGGGCUUGGUUGGACAUCAGCAGCAUCAACAACCUAGCAGAUGUGCACAGUCUAUAUGUUGGGGGACCACCUCUGGAGAAGGAAGCCAGGGAACUGUUUGUCAAGGGAACCAUGAAGGACAUCAGGGAAAACUUCCAGGAUCUGAUGCAGUAUUGUGCUUUGGAUGUGCAGGCCACCUAUGAGGUUUUUCAGGAACAACUGCCACUCUUCAUGGAGAGGUGCCCUCACCCUGUAACACUAGCUGGGAUGCUGGAGAUGGGGGUGUCUUAUCUUCCUGUCAACCAGAACUGGGAUCGCUACCUAGUGGAGGCUCAGACUACUUACGAGGAGCUGCAGAAGGAGAUGAAGAAGUCUCUGAUGGACCUUGCCAACGAUGCCUGUCAGCUAGUGUCUGGGGAAAGGUACAGAGACAACCCCUGGCUUUGGGACCUGGAGUGGGACCUACAGGAGUUUAAGCUGAAGAAGAAAAAGAUUGGGAAGAAGGAUCAAAGUAUAUCCUGCAGGUCCACUGAGGCUGGAAAAUCCUCAGAGAUGGAAGGGGAAGAAGAUUCUGGCCCUCCUAGUGAAGAGGAAGAGCUGCACAGUGAUUCUGCCAUCAGAACUCGAAUGGAGGAGUUGAAAGACACAGUAUCAUUGUUACCUAAGAGGACUCAACACUUGCCAGGACAUCCAGGGUGGUAUCGGAAACUCUGUCUUCGACUGAAUGACCCUUCCUGGGUGCCAGGCCCCAGCCUCAUCAGCUUGCAGAUGCGAGUGACUCCAAAGCUCAUGAUGUUAACGUGGGAUGGAUUCCCUGUACACUAUUCAGAGCAGCAUGGCUGGGGUUACUUAGUACCUGGGCGGCAGGAUAACCUGUUAGCAGGUUCCUCAAAGACAGAUGUUGCUAGCUGUCCCUACAGAGCCAUUGAAGCCCUCUAUCAGAAAUACUGCAUGGACAGGGGGAAGGAGCAACCUGCGCUGAUGGCCCAGGCCUUGCCAGAGGAAUUCAUGCUCACUGACAACACAGUGUGGCAAACGGUAGAGGAGUUGAGCCACUUGGAACCUGAUGCUGAUUUUGAAAAUGGUAGAACAACACAGGAGGAGACUAAUGGUUUGAAGCUUAGUCAGCCAACCUGUCACCAUGGCAAUGGACCUUACAAUGAUGUGAACAUUCCUGGCUGCUGGUUUUUCAAGCUGCCACACAAGGAUGGCAAUAAUUGUAACGUGGGGAGCCCCUUUGCCAAGGAUUUCCUGCCAAAGAUGGAAGAUGGUACGCUGCAGGCUGGUCCAGGGGGUGCCAGCGGCCCGAGGGCUCUCGAAAUCAACAAGAUGGUCUCCUUCUGGAGAAAUGCUCACAAGCGCAUCAGUUCCCAGGUGGUUGUGUGGCUGCAGAAAGGAGAGCUGCCACGAACAGUGAUUAGGCACUCAGAUUAUGAUGAAGAGGGCUGCUAUGGGGCCAUUCUGCCACAGGUGGUGACAGCUGGCACCAUCACUCGAAGAGCAGUGGAGCCCACCUGGCUCACAGCCAGCAAUGCCAGGGUGGACCGGGUAGGAAGUGAGCUGAAAGCCAUGGUGCAGGCCCCACCUGGCUAUGUUCUAGUUGGAGCUGAUGUCGACUCCCAGGAACUGUGGAUUGCUGCUGUGCUUGGAGAUGCCCACUUUGCUGGAAUUCAUGGCUGUACUGCCUUUGGUUGGAUGACCCUUCAGGGAAAGAAGAGCAGUGGGACUGACUUGCACAGUAAGACGGCAUCCACAGUGGGCAUUAGUCGAGAGCAUGCCAAGAUUUUCAACUAUGGCCGUAUUUAUGGGGCUGGUCAGCCCUUUGCUGAGCGUUUGCUGAUGCAGUUCAACCACCGCCUGACACCACAGCAAGCCAAAGAAAAGGCUCAGCAGAUGUAUGCUGUUACCAAAGGUCUCCGCCGGUAUCAACUUUCAAAGGAUGGUGAAUGGUUGGUGAAGGAACUGGGGAUUCAGCUGGACAGGACAGAAGAUGGUUGGGUUUCUCUUCAGGACCUACGGAAGAUCCAGAAAGAAGCUUCCAAGAUGUCUCAUAGAAGAAAGUGGGAUUUGGUAGCUGACCGAGCCUGGGCAGGAGGGACAGAGUCAGAGAUGUUCAACAAAUUGGAGAGCAUUGCCAUGUCAGAUGCCCCUAGAACCCCUGUACUGGGCUGCCAAAUUUCCCGUGCCUUGGAGCCUUCAGUUGUCAAAGGGGAGUUUGUGACUAGCCGAGUGAACUGGGUGGUACAGAGCUCAGCCGUGGAUUAUCUGCAUCUGAUGCUUGUGGCCAUGAAAUGGCUGUUUGAAGAAUUCGACAUCAGUGGCCGUUUCUGUAUCAGCAUUCAUGAUGAGGUCCGCUACCUGGUUCAAGAGAAAGAUCGCUACCGUGCAGCCCUCGCCUUGCAGAUCACAAACCUUCUGACAAGAUGCAUGUUUGCCCAUAAACUAGGUCUUAAUGACCUGCCCCAGUCUGUGGCCUUUUUCAGUGCAGUUGAUAUUGACCAGUGCUUAAGGAAGGAAGUGACAAUGGAUUGUAAAACACCUUCUAACCCAACUGGACUAGAAAGGAGAUAUGGGAUCCCCCCAGGUGAAGCACUGGAUAUUUAUCAAAUAAUUAAACUCACCAAAGGCUCCUUGGAGAAAAGAAGCUAAGCCUGGAACAUGGCAUGGUCAAAGGCAUCCCAUUUGCUCCCAUGGAGCAUUAACACUGAUGAAGGCGCCUAUCCCACAGCGUUUUUGGUUUAUCCUUUUCUGGACAAGGUUCACAUAGGGAAAGUCAUUUAUCCAGAAAAAGGACAUUCUUACAGAGUUUAUGUGCUGCUGUUUGGUAAGGCAUUCCACUGCCAUGCCAAGAAUCAUGGAGUUCAUUUCAGUGGGUUCAAAACUAAGGUGCUAUGGCUACAGUAUGAAGGCCAAAAAGGUCCUGAAGUAGUCAGGAGUCAUGCUGUAUGUGGCAGCUUAGGGAUUUCAUUUUUUUUUCCUUUUCUUCUUGGGUGGUUCUUGACUAUCUUUUCUUUGCUCAGAUGUUGCAGUCUGGAAGGAAAGAGAAAUGUUCAAUAAAAGUUAUUUUAUGAAAGCUCAUGUCAUUCCUGCUUUUUGUAGGAAAGGUUCUCCUCCUUUCCUUUUAGGGUAUCUAAUUUAGGGAAAAAGCAAUUUAUAGGUGUGUAGGUAGGGCAUAUAUAAUAAAUAUAUUCCCAUCUGCUGUUAACUACAUUUAUGUUUUUUAAUGACCUGAUCACACUUGGUAAUCAGAAUGAGAAUAGUAUAGAUAACUGGAAUUACUAAAUCUCAAUUUUAUUUCAUCUAAAUAUGUCAACCUCUUGCUUUUUAUAAGACAGCCAGGUGGAGAACCAAUAGCUACCUACCUUAAUAUUCUCCCAGAUCUGUUGGCAGUUCCUAUCAUAUUCUCAAUAGGCCCCCUUCUUUUUUCUACAGCUAGCCUUAUUUCUUUUCUUUCAGUCCACCUCAACCUAAGCCCAUGUGGAUGCCCAUAUUAUCAACCUAUAAAAAGCAGAGGUAAUGGUGGAAAGAGCACUUGACUCGGGUCAGCAAACACAGAUCUCUCCGAGGUCCAGUUUUCUCAUCUGCAAAUGAUGCCUGUACUGCCUGCCUCAGAAGGACUGUUGUGAGGAAAACAUUUUGUAAACUGUAGUGUCCCACCAGUGUGAGCUGUCCCCUUUCAGAGCUAUACUCUGAUCUGAUUACACAUUCUUUGAAACCAAGAAAAAAGGGAGCUGACCUGAUCUGCCCCUGUCUCAUUC